CUCAGGCAUAAAACCCUCACGCUGCUGGCUGGUGAUUGUACUCACUACGACAGACAAGAUGACUAGUCUCACAGCCAAGGACAAAGCUGCAGUGAAGGCCUUCUGGGCCAAAGCCGCCACCAAGGCGGAUGAGAUCGGCAGAGAUGCGCUGGCCAGGAUGCUGGUGGUGUACCCCCAGACCAAAACCUACUUCUCCCACUGGAAGGACCUGAGUGCCAACUCCGCCCCGGUGAAGAAGCACGGAAAGACCGUGAUGGGUGGAGUUGCUGACGCCGUCAGCAAAAUCGAUGACCUGACUGCAGGUCUGCUGGACCUCAGUGAGCUGCACGCCUUCACCCUGCGAGUGGACCCUGCCAACUUCAAGAUCCUGUCCCACAACAUCCUGGUGGUCAUGGCCAUCAACUUCCCCGGUGACUUCACCCCUGAGGUCCAUGUGGCUAUGGACAAGUUCCUGGCAUCUCUGGCUCUGGCCCUGGCUGAGAAGUACCGGUGAACGGCAGGAGACCCAGCAGGGGAAGAUGCAGGAGCUCACUCUUUUGCACCAAGUGCAAAAAUUAAAUGCUCGCAUGUGAACAAUAAAUGCUUUAUCUGAAAA
Molecule: messenger RNA, 595 nt
Organism: Cololabis saira (Pacific saury)
Lineage: Eukaryota; Metazoa; Chordata; Actinopteri; Beloniformes; Belonidae
Product: hemoglobin embryonic subunit alpha-like
Exons: 3
Coding region: 59-493 (144 amino acids)
Biological process (GO): oxygen transport; hydrogen peroxide catabolic process
Cellular component (GO): hemoglobin complex; blood microparticle; haptoglobin-hemoglobin complex
Molecular function (GO): peroxidase activity; haptoglobin binding; heme binding
Source: RefSeq, a predicted model, not a curated record